Messenger RNA from Ailuropoda melanoleuca (giant panda), 3599 nucleotides. Its product is annotated as trehalase-like. The coding region runs from base 123 to 1043 and encodes 306 amino acids. Lineage: Eukaryota; Metazoa; Chordata; Mammalia; Carnivora; Ursidae. Gene Ontology annotation, molecular function: alpha,alpha-trehalase activity. Gene Ontology annotation, biological process: trehalose catabolic process. The record is from RefSeq and is a predicted model, not a curated record. The transcript has 6 exons.
AAUAAAACUGCCAGUUAUUUCGCCAGCAAAAACAGGUUAACUUAGGAACACCAAAGAACUUCAACACGGGAUAACGACGCUACAGCAAAACCACGGGCAACACUGCAGAGUCGCGCCCUUUUAUGGAGGUGAAGCCAGAGGUCCUCAGCCACCCGGAGCAGUUCUCGCUGAUCUACUCGGCCCACCCCUUCAUCGUGCCUGGAGGGCGCUUCCUCGAAUUCUACUACUGGGACUCCUACUGCGUGAUGGAGGGGCUGCUGCUCUCUGAGAUGCCCGGGACGGUGAAGGGCAUGCUGCAGAACUUCCUGGACCUGGUGCGGAUCUACGGCCACGUCCCCAACGGGGCCCGCGUGUACUACCUGCAGCGGAGCCAGCCCCCGCUCCUGACGCUCAUGAUGGACAGCUACCUGACCCACACCGACGACACCGCCUUCCUCCGGGACAACAUCGGGACCCUAGCCUUGGAAUUGGACUUCUGGACGGAGAACAGGACCAUCUCUGUGAGCUUGGGGGGAAAGAGCUAUCCUGAAUCACUAUGCUGCCCCUCAUGGGGGACCCAGGCUGCUUAUCAACCACAGGAAGGCUGCAGAGGAAAUUGCCCCAACGUAUUGGGGACUCAGUGGCUGCAUCCCUACUCUCUUGGGCCAUCCCUGGGGCAGGAGAGGCCCCAGAGGACGAAGACAGCAGGCAAAGCCCCCCCAGGACUGUGGGCUGGGGCCUGUAGAGAGGGCCUCUGUGGGAGAGCUCUGUCCUGGCAAGAGGAGAGGGGGAGCUGGCAGAGCGAGGACACGGAGGAGGACGGCAGAGCAGGAAGACCACGGGGGAGGCUUUGCUUCUUUACAGCUUGGCCGCCAGCCUGCACCGCAGCGCCCCCCUGUCCUCCCAAGGUGAGACCCACGUGCUGGCCAAGGCCUGGAGCAAGACCAGGAGCCUCAAGGCUCCUCCCCCUCCUCCCGCUCAAACCACAGCCAUCUGGGGAUCAAAAACACCUCUCUCUUUCUGUCUCUCUCUCUCUCUCUCUCUUUUUUUUUUUUAAACCCUGAGUUGCCUGAGAGAUGUGCAUGGUUGGGCUGGGGCUGAGUCACGAGGGCUGCCUGCAUACCCGGGAGGGUGGGGGCCGACUCCUGAGCGCUGGCUCUCAGACUUUGCACGUUUCUCUAUUUCUGCACAGGGCAGCAGUUUUUGCAGAAGGGGUUAAGAGGGUGCAUGUGGGCCAGGCACCAGCCCGCUGCAGCUGCCUGUGGCUGCCUCUGCCCACCCAGGGCAGCCUCACGUUCUCACCUCAACCGCUGGGGCUUCCGCUCCCCGUGGGAACAGGGCACAGGGUCAGGGGCUCCCGCCGCGCCCAGCCGACUGGGCAUCUCCCUGCCCGGCCAGGAGUCCCACAGACACAGCCCGGUGUUGGCAACAUUCAGAUGCUCCCAGGUGGCCCCGACUCACAGCCUUAUGAGCAAUGGAGUUAGCAAUGUUUGUACAUGUCCAUGAGAGAGGUUUUAAGUCAGAACUGGGUCCCAGGAGAUCCUGACUGCAGACUCGACUAUUCCAUGACAGGCUCUGUGUUCUGGGCAACGCUUUCAUCCGAGGCCGCUGGUAUAGAAAUUGAAGGCUCUGUUCUCCAUUAGGGGUUGCAAACUCAAACUCUAGUAACACAAGCGUGCAGAAACAUGUGGGGCUGACGGAACAACAGUACAAGAGUACCAUCUUGGAGAGUGAGGAGGGCCAGGGUGAGCUGGGUGCGCUUUCCUGUGUGAAUGAGGUCUCCAUCCGCUGUAGAAGAUGGUUGACCCAAGGCGGUGAGGGCUUCUUAUAUGCUAGACCUCCUGAUUUUUCCAAAGGUGGAAACCAAAAUUGUGAUGCGAAAUAUCCCAAUUUUUAAAUGCCUCAGUGUCCCAAAUUCUGCCUGGGAGUGGUUCCUUGUGGGAGUGAGGAGUGGUGAGGAGGAGACCGGACCCCACUACAGGGGGCCCCCCUGUUCUCCCUGAAGCAUUCAGGGCCCUUCCCUCCCGUCAGACCUCUCAGCCUGCAUUGUUGACUCUGGACCAUCGGUGCCCCUUUACCUUGAGGUACUCUGUACAUACUGAACCCUCUGUAAGCUCUUAGAAAUCAAAAAGUAAAAAAUAAUACUGUCACACUCAGAAAAAAGCUAUAGAAUAACUAUGGACAGUAGAUAACUCUCUGAUUGUCCUUCUCUGGAUCUGGAUUGGGCUUCAGCCCAUGAGGAUGCAACUCCUGGCUGACCUUGGGGAGUCUGUGCCUUAACCUUCUUGGGUGUCCUCACUCAAGUCUUACCACUUAGCUUGUCUUUUUUUUUUUUAGAUUUUUAUUUGACAGCGAGAAAGAGCACAAGCAGGGGGAGGGGCAGGGGGAGAGGGAGACACAGCGAGCCCCAUGGGGGGCUUGACCCCAGGACCCUGGGAUCAUGACAUGAACCGAAGGCAGGCGCCCCGCCGCUUAGCUCGUCUUAACGCGUUUAUAAGCAGGUGCAUCACUGGUAGGGAAACAACACUUUAAAAUAUUUAUUCGGCUUUGAUUUUGCAGUGAGGUUGCAGGCUGUGUGUGAGAAGGGGCCCUGGGAGAUUGCUUAGCAUUUUCUUAGUCCUCUGUAAUCCAGCUCUGUUCCCAGACUCACAGCGCCACUGAACAGAAACCCUGUUGCUACUUACCGGACCCACCAAACUUGGGAGCCAGCUGGCCGAGGGGGGCGGGUGGUUCUCACUGCCCCGACUCCAAAAUAUUUCUUUGAGGAAGAACACUCCGAGUUCCUCUCUCAGUAUCUAUCCUCAGGUCAGUGGUGUGACCAGCUCUCUUAAAAAAGUUGCUUUCCCAGGCUCUUGUACAGUUAGGGGUGGCCAAGGAUGCGGUUCUGACAAAUAAGAGGCACGUGGAGGUCACUGGAAGAGGCUCCUUGAAAGGGGAAAGACUCAGCGGGCUUUGCCCUUUGCCCUCCCCCUUCCCCUUCCUGCCCACCUGCCUUGAGCACAGAUGAAGUCCUAGGAACGGGAGAAGCCUCCUUGCAACGAUGAGGCAAUGAACCUGAGGCUGAAAACCACAUGCUUGAGAUGGCAGAGCAGAAAGUUGGAGACAGACUGGGUUGUCAGUGGCACCUUUGAGUCAUGACAGCCCCGGGCCCCUGUUAUAUGAGGAAAACAAACCCCUUUGUGGUUUAAGCCACUGGUUUUCAAUCUUGUGUCACUUCUGGCUGGAUAAAGUCUCAACCAGGUCCUUCUGCUGAGGCCUUCCGGUCAGGACACACUCCUUCAUUCCCAUCACAUGUCCAGCGUUGUUCUAAUGGCCCAGCAGUCUUGUGGGGCUCUGUCUGCCUGGCCACAAUCCAGGUGUGAGGAGCAGACAGAUCCAUCCAUCCGUCUGUCUGUCCGUCUCCCUACCUGCCUACCUGGAUCCAUAUAGCCAUACAUAUCAGGGGAUGCUGAACAGACGCAAUGACCCCCUUCCUCCCAGCCUUGUCUCCUGGAAUUCAGCUCCAGACCCCUGGACUUCUCAUCAGCCUGCAUGCAAAUGAUUCCUGGAGUUUCCGAGGUGACUGUUGGCUGGAAACUAACAUGUCCAGUUGCUGGGGUGCUGGUGAGGUUCCUUUUCAU